UUGCAGAAAGUUGCUGAGCAAAAUCCCCUAAAGUGCAGAGCAAGCGCAGACUGAGACAUAAGAUGGACGCACAGUUGAUUAAGAUCAAUGGAGAAAAUGAAAAACAGCCUGUUGUCGGAAAAGACACCAUUCGGAAGGGCUCCAUAUACCUGGAGGAGCAGAUUAACAAGUCGGGCGUGGUGUCCUAUAUUUUCUCCUUGAAAGAUGGGGUGGGAGAGCUGGUCCGAACCCUCAGGCUGUUCGAGGAAAAGGGAGUCAACCUGAGGCACAUCGAGUCACGUCCGUCACACAUGAACAAGGACGAGUAUGAGUUCUUCAUCAGUGUCGACAUGGGAUACGCCGAGGCCCUGGACGAGGUCAUAGACAGCCUGCGCACCCAUAUCAUCGGUCAUGUGCACGAGCUGUCACGCAACAAGCAGAAAGACAAAUUGCCCUGGUUCCCCACCAACCUCCAGGACCUCGACCGAUUCGCCAACCAGAUCCUGAGCUACGGGUCCGAGCUGGAGGCUGAUCACCCUGGAUUUAAGGACGAGGUCUACAGAGCCAGACGUAAAGAGUUCGCUGACAUCGCCUACAACUACAGACAUGGUCAGCAGAUCCCACGUGUCGAGUACACAGAAGAGGAGAAGACAACAUGGGGAACUGUGUUUAGGGAGCUCAAGACCCUGUACCCGACUCAUGCAUGCCACGAGCACAACCGCGUCUUCCCCCUGCUGGAAGAGUACUGCGGCUACCGCGAGGACAACAUCCCGCAGCUUGAGGAUGUCUCCAACUUCCUGCAGUCAUGCACCGGUUUCCGUCUGCGCCCAGUGGCAGGGCUGCUGUCCUCUCGAGACUUCCUCGCUGGUUUAGCCUUCCGAGUGUUUCAUUCCACCCAGUACAUCCGCCAUGGAUCCAAGCCUAUGUACACACCUGAGCCAGACAUCUGCCAUGAGCUAUUGGGACACGUUCCUCUGUUUGCGGACACAAGUUUUGCUCAGUUCUCACAGGAAAUUGGACUGGCAUCUCUUGGAGCCCCUGAUGAAUACAUUGAGAAGCUGGCUACAGUUUACUGGUUUACUGUAGAAUUCGGGCUUUGCAAGCAAGGCAGUGACAUGAAGGCCUAUGGAGCAGGUCUACUCUCAUCCUUUGGAGAACUACAGUACUGUUUGUCUGACAAACCAACACUCUUGCCCUUCGACCCAGAGAAGACUAGUGUGCAGAAAUACCCCAUCACUGAAUUCCAGCCAGUCUAUUUCACUGCUGAAAGUUUCGAGGAUGCCAAGGAGAAAGUCAGGAAGUUUGCAGCCACCAUUCCAAAACCAUUCUCUUUGCGCUAUAAUGCCUACACUCACAGCAUCGAGAUUCUUGAUGACACAAAAAAACUGCGCAACUUGGCUGACAGCAUCAAUUGUGAGGUUGGGAUCCUGUGCAACGCUCUGCAGAAGAUGGAGUAGAACAAGCACAGAAACAUGGAUAAGAUACUGAAAAUGAGGGUUUAAUAGAUGACAAAAUGUCAAAUUCUCCUGAUGAUGUUUAAACCCUACCCUGUGCUCACACGAAGAGAAGUUUAAUAUGAAGCAUGCUUGUAUCUUGUAUUUUAGAACAUUUUUAUAUCCUAAUAUUUAAGCUUUAGUUUGUAGGCUAGAAUAUCUGUAUUAGUUGAUGUAGAUGAUAACAUCAUGGUUAUUCGGAUGGACUAUUAAAUAAUGUGCAUGCAUUUAUCUUUGUAAUAGUUUGGAAGAUGUUUAAGCCACUUUUGCAUCUUGUCUUAUGUGUCUUAACAUUUGUGUUGUUUUUUAAUAGCCUUCAUCAAUAUAGUCAUUUGUAAUGUAGCUAGGGGUCAUUUUUGUUAACUACUAUUAUUAUUAAUUAUUUAGUCUUGUAGUAUUACUUAGUCUUAGUAUUAUUGACGAAACUGUUCUUUCUUUUACAAAAGAAAAAAAGGGGAACUAUUAGUUACAAUUCGGCUAUAUUACUUGGUCUAAUAAUUAUAUUAUG
Molecule: messenger RNA, 1980 nt
Organism: Clarias gariepinus (North African catfish)
Lineage: Eukaryota; Metazoa; Chordata; Actinopteri; Siluriformes; Clariidae
Gene: pah
Product: phenylalanine hydroxylase
Exons: 13
Coding region: 63-1436 (457 amino acids)
Biological process (GO): L-phenylalanine catabolic process; L-tyrosine biosynthetic process
Molecular function (GO): iron ion binding; phenylalanine 4-monooxygenase activity
Source: RefSeq, a predicted model, not a curated record